AUGGGUUCAGCUAUCCUGAGCGGCCUCCUUGACGCGACCCGUCCGACGACAGAUACCAAUGGUAGUGCAUCAGCAAAGAUCUCACGUUUUAUUGUGAGCACGAAGAGCGCUGCAUCUGCCCACAGACUCUGCGAUGAAUUCAGAGAGGAUGAAUGUCGUGUUGACAUUAGACAUUCGCAAAAUCAUCUCGCCAUGCAAGGGGCGGAUAUUGUCCUGCUUGCCUGCAAACCUUAUCUGGCUGAGGAAGUUCUGAGUGAGCCUAGUGUGCGGGAGGCCCUAGCAGGGAAAUUGGUGAUCAGCAUCAUGGCGGGAAAAACACCUGAAGCUAUUGAGAAGUAUAUAUAUGGCGAUUCGCCCGCAGACGCAGUCGAAUCGAAGGCGAUCAUUGUGAGAGCAAUGCCCAAUGUUGCAGCUCGUCUGCGUCAGUCGAUGACGAUCAUCGAGAUCAACAAUAGUCUUUCGCUUGACCUGACCGACACCUUGACCUGGAUUUUCGAACAGAUUGGAAAGGUGAAAUUCCUGGCGCCAGAUUUGUUUGAUAUCGGCACAAUGCUUGUGGGUUCCUCCAUUGCUGUUCUGACUGUUCCGUUGGAUGGCAUUCUGGAUGGCUGCGUUGCGGAGGGAAUCCGAAGAGCGGACGCGUUGGAAAUGGCAGCACAGAACUUGAUCGGAAUGGCUGGUUUGUUGCGAGAAGGGGUGCAUCCAGCUAUCCUAAGAGAAAGUAUCUCUUCCCCACGGGGUUGUACAAUACAGGGUCUGUUGACCGUGGAGAAGGAGGGCGUGAGAGGAGCGUGUGCACAAGCAAUGAUCAACGGAGCUAGACAUCUAAAGGAAAUUCCUUGA
Messenger RNA from Aspergillus viridinutans, 843 nucleotides. RefSeq names its product pyrroline-5-carboxylate reductase. The transcript has a single exon. Gene Ontology annotation, biological process: L-proline biosynthetic process. Gene Ontology annotation, molecular function: pyrroline-5-carboxylate reductase activity. The coding region runs from base 1 to 843 and encodes 280 amino acids. The record is from RefSeq and is a predicted model, not a curated record. NCBI's taxonomy places the organism in Eukaryota, Fungi, Ascomycota, Eurotiomycetes, Eurotiales, Aspergillaceae.